Molecule: messenger RNA, 8341 nt
Organism: Ailuropoda melanoleuca (giant panda)
Lineage: Eukaryota; Metazoa; Chordata; Mammalia; Carnivora; Ursidae
Gene: LRRN1
Product: leucine rich repeat neuronal 1
Exons: 2
Coding region: 765-2915 (716 amino acids)
Molecular function (GO): protein binding
Source: RefSeq, a predicted model, not a curated record
CUUACACCAGGUGCACGCCGGCUGCGGGGAGCACAAAGCGGGGCGCACCGAGGGCGCCGGCACCUAGCCGGGGAGCUAGGCGAGGCCCGUGCGCCAGCGUCCGCAGCGCCCUCCGAUUGGGGAGAGGGGCUGGUGGUGUUAGCCCAGGCGGCGGAAUCCGCGCGGUGGCAUCCCUAGUUGCCCCGUGUGCCUUUCUCGGGACCUGGCCGCUCUCUGCCUCGCCCUCUGCGCCCCACUUCUCCAGUCCUCCUUCCCAAUCCUGCCUGCCUCUGCCCCGACCCCGGAGAGUCGGAUUGAGCCCAGGCCCGCGCAGCAGCUGUUGCUCGUGUCGUUGCCUCUCCUCCUGUCUUGGUGCUCUGCUGGGAACCCCCCAAGGAGCCGCUGCGCGCUGCGGGCUGGGAGGGAGGCGCCGCUCAGCCGGUCGUCCUCCUCCUGCCGCUGCCGCGGGUCCGUGCGCACCCCAUACCCCCGCCAGCCGGGCCUCGGGGCACAUCUCCAGACUUUGAUUUGGCUGAAGUAACUUAUACCACAGAGCUGUGGGCAUGCCUGGAAUUGAGAGACACAGUUAAAAGACUCCCACUUGCUUCCUGCCUUUUUGAAAACUACUGAAAACCAUCCCUUCAGACUCCAGAGUUUUACACAUCUCAACCAAGACUUUGCUUGAAUGUUUACAUUUUCUGCUUGUUGUCCUACAUACCACGAUCUAGUGUUCACCUUUUGUUAAAACAGGUGUGUCAGGAGUUGAGCUUGCUUGGCAAGCCAGCAUGGCUAGGAUGAGCUUUGUUUUAGCAGCUUGCCAAUUGGUGCUGGGCUUGCUAAUGACUUCAUUAACUGGGUCGUCCCUACAAAAUAGUGAGUGUCCGCAACUUUGUGUAUGUGAAAUUAGGCCCUGGUUUACCCCGCAGUCAACAUACAGAGAAGCCACUACUGUUGAUUGCAAUGAUCUCCGCUUAACAAGGAUUCCCAGCAACCUUUCUAGUGAUACCCAAGUGCUCCUCUUACAGAGCAAUAACAUCGCAAAGACCGUGGAUGAGCUCCAGCAGCUUUUCAACUUGACUGAGCUAGACUUCUCCCAAAACAACUUUACAAAUAUUAAGGAGGUAGGGCUGGCAAACCUGACCCAGCUCACUACUCUACAUUUGGAGGAAAAUCAGAUUACAGAAAUGACUGAUUACUGUCUGCAAGACCUCAGCAACCUUCAAGAACUCUACAUCAACCAUAACCAGAUUAGCGCUAUUUCUGCAAAUGCUUUUUCAGGCUUAAAAAAUCUUUUAAGGCUUCACUUGAACUCCAAUAAAUUGAAAGUUAUUGAUAGCCGCUGGUUUGAUUCAACACCCAACCUGGAAAUUCUCAUGAUUGGGGAAAACCCUGUGAUUGGAAUUCUAGAUAUGAACUUUAAACCCCUCUCAAAUUUGAGAAGCCUGGUUUUGGCAGGAAUGUAUCUCACUGAUAUUCCUGGAAAUGCCUUGGUGGGCUUGGAUAGCCUUGAAAGCCUAUCUUUUUAUGAUAACAAACUGGUCAAGGUUCCUCAGCUUGCCCUGCAAAAGGUUCCAAAUUUAAAAUUCUUAGACCUCAACAAAAACCCCAUUCACAAAAUCCAAGAAGGGGAUUUCAGAAAUAUGCUUCGGCUGAAAGAACUGGGAAUCAACAAUAUGGGGGAACUCGUUUCUGUGGAUCGCUAUGCCCUUGAUAACUUGCCUGAACUCACAAAGUUAGAAGCCACCAAUAACCCCAAAUUAUCUUAUAUCCACCGCUUGGCUUUUCGAAGUGUUCCUGCCCUAGAAAGCUUGAUGUUGAACAACAAUGCCUUGAAUGCCGUUUACCAAAAGACGGUAGAAUCCCUUCCCAAUCUUCGUGAGAUCAGUAUCCACAGCAAUCCCCUGAGGUGUGAUUGUGUCAUCCACUGGAUUAACUCCAACAAGACCAACAUCCGCUUCAUGGAGCCUUUGUCUAUGUUCUGUGCCAUGCCCCCUGAAUAUAGAGGGCAGCAGGUAAAGGAAGUUUUAAUCCAGGAUUCAAGCGAACAGUGCCUCCCAAUGAUAUCUCAUGACACAUUUCCAAAUCAUUUAAACAUGGAUAUUGGCACAACAGUUUUCCUAGACUGUAGGGCCAUGGCUGAGCCAGAACCCGAAAUUUACUGGGUCACUCCUCUUGGAAAUAAGGUAACUGUGGAUACACUUUCAGAUAAAUAUAAGCUAAGUAGUGAAGGUACUUUAGAAAUAUCUAACAUACGAAUUGAAGACUCAGGAAGAUACACUUGUGUUGCCCAGAACGUCGAAGGGGCCGACACACGUGUGGUAACAAUUAAGGUUAAUGGAACCCUUCUGGAUGGUACCCAGGUGCUGAAAAUAUAUGUCAAGCAGACAGAAUCUCAUUCCAUUUUAGUGUCCUGGAAAGUUAAUUCCAAUGUCAUGACAUCAAACUUAAAAUGGUCAUCUGCCACCAUGAAGAUUGACAAUCCUCACAUAACAUAUACUGCCAGGGUCCCAGUAGAUGUUCAUGAGUACAACCUAACACAUCUGCAGCCUUCCACAGAUUAUGAAGUGUGUCUCACAGUGUCUAAUAUUCAUCAGCAGACUCAAAAGUCAUGUGUUAAUGUCACAACUAAAAAUGCUGCCUUUGCACUGGACAUUUCUGAUCAAGAAACAAGUACAGCCCUUGCUGCAGUAAUGGGGUCCAUGUUUGCCAUCAUUAGCCUUGCGUCCAUUGCUGUGUACAUUGCCAGAAGGUUUAAGAGAAAAAACUACCACCAUUCAUUAAAAAAGUAUAUGCAAAAAACUUCUUCAAUCCCACUAAAUGAGCUGUACCCACCACUCAUUAACCUCUGGGAAGGUGACAGUGAGAAAGAUAAAGAUGGUUCUGCAGACACCAAGCCAACCCAGGUUGACACAUCCAGAAGCUAUUACAUGUGGUAACUCAGUGGAUAUUUUGCUUCUGGUAGUAAGGAGCACAAAGACGUUUUUGCUUUAUUCUGCAAAAGUAACAAGUUGAAGACUUUUGUAUUUUUGACUUUGCUAGUUUGUGGCAGAGUGGAGAGGAUGGGUGGAUAUUUCAAAUUUUUUUAGUAUAGCGUAUCGCAAGGGUUUGACACGGCUGGCAGCAUCUCUAGGCUUCCAGUUUGUGUUUGGUUUUUAUUCUUAUCAUUAUUAUGAUUAUUAUUAUAUUAUUAUUAUUAUUUUGUUUUAGUUGUUGUGCUAAACUCAAUAAUGCUGUUCUAACUACAAUGCUCAAUAAAAUGAUUAAUGACAGGUUGGGGUUCCCCUGUGCUUUUACCCCUUCUGAAGCCAUCAGUAGAAAGUACCAUGUCCUCCAAAAAGCUAACAUACAGUGUGAAGCAGCAUUGAACCUUUUGUAGCAAUCUGGUCUACAGACUUUUAACUCAAGAAGCUAAGGCUAGACUUGUUACCUUCGUUGAAUGAUGUUAGUUGACUGUACUGUAAUGUUGUAUCAACUGAACUGAAUGUUUGCCUUUGAACAAUGACUUCUUUUUUUGUAAUAGUUAAAGAGGCUUAGAAUAAGCUAACAGGCAAUAGAAAUAUGUAUAUCAGAUUUUUUAAUGUAACAAACUACAUGUUAAUUGUUACUUAUUCUUUUUAUCUUUAGUAGACACUUUUAAAAGAAAAGACAAUUUGUUGUGUUUAACUCACCAACAUGUGGUGUAUAAUGAAGACAGAACUAUAAUAAAUUAGUUUUGUUCUGAUUUUUUUAGAACACUUGCAAUAAUGUAUCAUUUAUAGUUCUUGCUAGUUGCAGUGGUGAUAUAUUUCACAUCCCUAAAACAACCACCAAAAUAAAUCAACUAAAGCAUGAUGCUUUUUAAAACUAGGCCCUAAAAAGUUUUGAAUUCUUUUUCUAAGGGAAGAAAUAUCUAUUUUAGUGAAGAUAUUUUAAUGAAAAGUAUUUCUAUAUUUUAAAUAUUACCUAUCAGACCUAAUGGAGGGAAACAUCCUUAUGAACAAAAAGGCAUAUUACUCUACCCCAUGCAUCACUAAAUGUGGUUAAAAAAAUGGAGAUAGACGCAUUGAUAGAGAUAGGUAUGUCACAUUCCUUUUCUGUAAGGGUUUUGUUAAAAUCUGAAUUUUUUUAGUAGUAUCCACACUCUUCAUCAAAGUCUAAAACAUACAGCUAUGCAGUAUUCCAAAAUAUAUCACAUGUUACUCCUUUUUAAAUGGCUUUCUAUAUGUUCAGACUCCUAUUAGCUCAUAUAUCCGUAUGGAGAGAUCUGCCGAGACAAGUAAAUGGAAAGAGCUAGAUUUAGGUAGAAGGUCAGUUCCACAAAGUAUGUGGGGGCGGGGGGGAGGUGGGGAGAGAGUUGAAGAUAUACUUAGAGGAAAAAGGAACCAUUUAAAAUGCAGAUUAAUAAUACACAGAAAUAAAGAAAAGCUUCUCCAGAUGGCACCUGCUGCCAGAGACACGCCGUCCCACCAGGAACGAUAAGAUUGUAAAGGGACUGCGAGCUAGCAGGUGGCAGCUGAGCAAAAGCAAGAAGAAGGGAGCAGAAAGAACAUGCAGGUGAGGCAAGCUGAAAGGAUUUCUUUCUUUGUAAAAUUCCUUGUUUCAUGAAUCAUUUAGGAAAAAAGAUCAUUUUUCCCCAUUUCUAAAGGGGAAAUUUUUUUUAUCAUAUGCUGAAACAAAUGAGCUGCAGCAGAAAAAUGAGUAUUUGAGCUAGAAGCAUCUCUUCCCAGAGCCUUCAUUUCUUGAUGAGAAAAACCUAUACCUAGAGAAGAACUGUAACUUGCCGUGGUCAGACUCUCCUGCCCAUUGAGCACUCUGCACUCCCAUCUAUGGCUCUGGGUCCUACCACUUUCUAGACUCCUGUGCAGAGCUCAUCUCUCACACUUCUCAACAACCUCUAGUGCCCUUGCUUCAAAAAUGCUUUAUAUCCUCAAGUUCUCAUUUACUCAGGACAAAAUUCAGCACAAGGGCAGAACCUGAGGGUCAGAAAAGCUACAUUGUUGAUAUUACCAAGUACAUGUAGGAAACAGAAUUGAUGUUGCUUUGGAUGCAACCUUGGGGAAGUUUCCUGUUGGAUGAUUCUUGUCUUCAAAUAUCUUCAGAGAGUAGUACACCAUCUAGCAAACUCCUAAUAAUUCUGCAAACAAUGAAAGGGGAGUGACACUGAAGCAUCAUGCUUAGAGCAGGGAAGAAAGAGGUGGCAUCGUUUAUCCCAUAAAGCAACGAUAUGAACCUGGCACAUUAUCAUCCCUCAGAUACUAGUAGAAUAAAUGGAGGAAAACUACCAUUCCUCUCUAACAACCAUUCCUCUAUUCUGGAUACAUAGCAAGCAACCAGGGAAUCCAAGUGUUUUUGCCAACGACCUUUUGCCAGGCCAGUUUGGGGGAAACAAUCCCUUUUAACUUUUACUCCUCCAAUAAAAUAUUUUGAGCUUAUUUUUCCUUGUCUGUGCUAAUUGGGUUGGUUUUCAGUUGAUAGAAAACAAAAUGGCAUGGUGCUUUUUUCCCUAGCCAAGUAUUUAUUCAUUUGUGCUUAAUUCAAUUUGAUAAGUUAGACAGCCAGUGAAAUUAGGCAUCAAAGUAGUUCCUGAUUGAUAAUGGAGGUUAUGUCACCUUUACCAGUGAAGUGACAAUUACAGGUCACUUUCUAAUUUCGUAUUUUCCCUUUUGCUGCCCUCAGGACAUAUAAUGUAUCUCAACCUGAUUUUACAAGGUUAUUUUUGGAGGUAUUAAAACAGGCAUUCUCAAAUUUGCCUGUUUAAUUAAUGACAAAUUGAACUGAUGCCAUGAAUAUAAAAACAAAUGCAAUGUUUGAAUAUAAAUUUUCCUAAUUUGGCUGUGGGUUUAGUUUAGCAAAAAGGAAUCAUCUCCAUUCUUUAGCAAACAAACACUACCAAAGUCCAUUAUUUUCUCACAUGUGGUUUUCUACUCAUUCAUGCAUUCAUUCAUUCAUUUGCUGAAAACACCACAAUCAACUCUUCACUUGUUUGCUAUCUCUGCAUUCAUUUUCCAAAGCAUUUUUAUUUCUUCAUUACUGUUUUUAUUAAAUGGGGGAAGAAAAAUAUUUUGUAUCUCUAGCACUUUUCCAGGGAAACCAUACUUUCUGCUUUACUAGUCAUUGAAAAGGGGAAUCUAACUACUUCUGAUGCAUUCUAACUACAACUGAAAGUGCUUUCUUCACCUCCAUCCUUUCGCUCUUACCCUGGUUGCAGAUAGACAUUAUUAUUAUUAUUAUUAUUAUUAUUGUUAUUCAUAAGGGGUUAACUGGAGGAAAAAUAUUUCUUUAAAGAUGAGUUUGAGAAUCAUCCUCCAGACCUGUAUAAUUAUCUUGGCCUAAAAUCUCUGCAGGACUCUGGGGUGGGCAUGCUUUCUCUGCUGUCCCCUCCUGACCCCACAUGCACUGAGAUCAGCUCCUUCUCUUUGAACUCUAAGUCAGAAACUUAGGGCCUAUGGUGAAAAUAAGGAGAUGACAAUGGAACUCAUUACUACUACUGUACUUGCUGGUUCAGCAAUAAAAUGUUUAUUUUAUUUUAUUUUAUUUGUAUUGAGUAAUUCCUCAGAGACUUGAUGGCACUAAUAUAAAGAACACAGCAUUUUCCACAGCCAUGUACCAUUGGUAUGUCUCAGGGUACUAUUCCAUCCUACAGAUCCUGAGGAGAGGAUUUAACUUGAUCCCCAAAACAAUUCUGGUGAACUGAUUAUUAUUCUUUACAAUUUAGAGAUAAGGAAACUAAGAUCUAUAGGAACAGUCAUUUGCCUGACCCCAUAAAGCUCUGUAAGUGGGUGACCAUGAUAGGGCCCUUCACAUCUAGCUUCCUCUUCCUCUGUCCAGCCCCCUUUUAGAGUGGAGAGAGGAGUAUCUGUGAAAGGGCAGAGGCUAGAAAUCACAGGGCACGUGGGUAAGGCAGAGUAAGUACAUCAAGAAGAGCUAAUGAAAGAUGACAUUGAAAGUUUUCUUUAUGUCUCGAAAUGUACUUCUCUCUCCCCCUUAAGAAGCUUUAUGUGCUGGAAAUCUGUGAGUAUACAUCAAAACUGUUUACAUCAGGCUAAAUUUUAUUUUAUUUUUAUUUUUUUUAAAGAUUUUAUUUAUUUAUUUGACAGAGAGACAGCCAGUGAGAGAGGGAACACAGGCAGAGGGAGUGGGAGAGGAAGAAGCAGGCUUCCAGUGGAGGAGCCUUACAUCAGGCUAAAUUUUAAUUCUAAUCUUCCAAUCUCCCUAUACUUUCUCUUCUCUGUUACCUGCUCAGAAAGUUAAAGUUUUAAAGGUUUUGUGGAGGACAUUCCAAGCUCAUUCUUUCCUUAGCAGUAAACCAGGGAAGGCUAAUAUAACAUCACUGACAAACUCAGUGUUUAGCUCAAAAACUGAUGUGGGGAAAUGUGAAGUUCAUGUAAUUGGAUAGUUGUAAGGCUGGUAUCUGACAUAUCUGGAAACAAAAGGCUUUUGUACAAUCACCAAGUUUGUGGAGUUUGUGGUAUAUUUAUACUCAGGAAACUGUUCCCUCAAAUAAGUCCAGCUGGAAGCCAUAGGACAUUAAAAAGGUAUCUUUUUUUUUUUUUUUAAAUAAUGCAACAGCCUCCCCCAACAUACCCCAUUGUCAGUAAUAUACUACUUUUUCUGAAGCAAAACCAGUCUCAUGCUUCUCACUAAAGUAGCUCCAGGCACAACGUGGCUCAGACAUUGCCACUUUUCUCCUUUUCUCCUUGGCCUUCUUCUUCAUCCCAUAGGAUUAAAUGACAAGGUGAAUUUCAGCCUGGGCCCUGACAGGAGGUCCUGAAUUAAGCGGUAUUUUAAUGCAUCAGUCUUCUUGUUAGCAUGUCUCACUCAUAUAAACAGAAAACGGGGUAGUCAUGGGGGAAGGAAAACAAACCAUUUACCAUAGUGACUUCUGAAGGAAUAAGGAGGGAAAAACACUAUAUUGCUCUCCCCUAGGAGCUUCACAUAGAUCAUUUACAUUUACUCCUCUUGAUUGCCCCCAGGAGUUGAGUCUUAUUGUCCCUACAUUAGAGAAUGACAAAAAUGAGUACUCAGCCUCAGAGAUGCAAGCAAUUUACCUGAAAUCAGUUGGUAAGAGGCAGAAUUUUAACUUGGGGUCUCUAUAACUAAAACUUAUAGUUGUUCACUUAUAAAAUAGUCUGCAAGCUAAAUCUGGAUCAGGUGUGUGGAACACACAGCCCAAAAAUCAGUUUGGCACUUGAGACAGAAGGGGAAAAAAGGAGCAAAGGGAGGAACGCCCAGCAGUGAGGCAUCUGAGUUAAGGGGUCUAAUUUAAGGCCCAAACCUGAGAUUAAUACAUGGAAAUAACACCAAGCCAAAGAGAGGAAAAAUAAAAGACAACUUUCCAAAGUUUGUGACAGCAUCUGCAUACAAACAAAUGGAAGACUGAAGC